UUAGUUGGGCAUAAGAUCCUAAUACAUGUUGCUGGAAUCGUGACAUUGACUCUACUGUUUAACGCUACCACUAUUGAGCCUUUGUUAAAAUUGUUAGGUAUGAGUGAUAUUUCACAUAUUACACGAGGUAAUAUGGCUAUUGCUGUACAACAUUUGAAGGAAGUGAGAGAAAAUUCAUUACACGCUCAGAGAAAUGCACCGCUUGUUGCUGAUGCCGACUGGAAGUUUAUUGAGAAGUUUACGAUUAUCGAAGAUCCUUAUGGAAGAGUUACUAAGAAGGACGAGGAUAAUAUGACCUUUAUUCCUUUGAGACAAAGUACGUGUCCAGAUUGUAAUAGUUCUCACGCUGUAGAGCCUAGUCCUAAAGAACUUGAAGAAAUGAGUAAAGAAGCCAAUUUGAGAAUGUUAGCUGCUCAGAAAGUGAGUUAUUGGAGACAGUUCAAUCAUGGUUUAUUAGGACAAGACACAGUUCUUGCUCUUGUUGGAGCUGCUGAUGAUGCUGCUGAUAGAGGAGGGCAUUUAUCCGUAGAAAUUUAAGAUAUCAUUGGCAAAUUAGUGGCAUAUAUACCUGUUUGAUUAAACUCUUAAGACAUCGCAUUACACCCCGAAAUCAAACGCAAUCCGAAAGAAAGCAUAUAAAGGAAUAUCACAGACAUCUUAAUAAAUUGGUGACAAGUCAUAUCUUUCAGACAUUUGUGUAUUUGGUUCUAUUCGUUGAUGUUAUCCUGAUAAUUACGGAAAUAAUAUCGUAUGCCAAUCCACAAAGUGUUAGAUAUGGUUUAGGAAUAAGUGGAUUAAUAUUUAUUAACUGUUGUUUCGUUGUAUUUUAUGUCUUCGACAUGGUCUUGAAGGUUAUCGGUUUAGGAUUUUUGAACUAUUGGAACAACCAUUGGAACAAACUCGAUUUUAUAAUAUUAAUUCUUCAAUUAGCCGAUAUGUUCAUAGAUAUAUGUUUCCACUACUGUCAACGAUAUGACACUCGUCCCACGACUUACCUUAUUGUAUCAAGAAGUUUUAGACUCAUUAGGAUCACAAGAAUAUUUAGAAUAUUCAAGUGUUUGAUAACUUGCCUUGCUAACUUCGUGGACGGUCGUAUUAACGUGCAAUUUUACGCUGGGUUUGAUAUAUGUUGUGGGUUUUUAAUCGGCCAAGAAGAAGUAAUGAAAGUGUUAGACUCCAUAUCUAGCUAUCCACCCAUUACUAAUCAGUUGAAGAAGAUUUGUGAAGAAACUAGACUGCAAAUUUUAAAAGAACUUUCUCAACUGCAAGGAGAACAUCCGGGUGUUGCUGUUGCUGUUAAAACUCGUCAUGCUUCUCGACAGACUCUUAAUGAUCUAGGAACGGAAUUAAACGGAUUAAAAGAAUUGGGACUUCUAGAAGAUGGCGUUUACAUUAAAUUAAAUU
Centruroides sculpturatus (bark scorpion) is the source of this 1404-nucleotide messenger RNA. RefSeq names its product sodium/hydrogen exchanger 10-like. The transcript has 10 exons. The coding region runs from base 100 to 537 and encodes 145 amino acids. The record is from RefSeq and is a predicted model, not a curated record. NCBI's taxonomy places the organism in Eukaryota, Metazoa, Arthropoda, Arachnida, Scorpiones, Buthidae.